AUGCUCGACCAUGAUUCCUUGCUUUAUGUUUUCAAGUUUUUGGAUUUCUCCCAUGUUCCAAAGUUGUGUCUUGUUUGCUCGGAUUGGAACGAAAUUGCGAGUGGAAAUGCGUUAUGGGAAUGGUAUUUCCACAUGAUGAGCAACAACAAGAAAGGAAAAACGGGUAUUCAAACAACUGUAUUGGAAAAUAAUAACGUUUUCUGGAGGAAUAUGAUACGAGAUCACUUUUCUAAACAUGAAAUACGAACAACGAAUAAGAUCAGUUCCAAUGGUGUUAUCGAUCUCAGUCGUCAAUUGGACUUUAUGAACUACUCAAUAGUUCAUCCAUAUUUGACUCAAUUAACAAAAUUUAUUUGUGGGAGAAUCAAAGUAGAGAAAGUUUAUUAUUCUGGAGAUGGAGGAAAGAUGCACCUAUUUACUAAAGAUGUUGAUUUUUUGGUGUUUGAAAAUUAUAGAUUUAUUGAACUGAAAAUCAAAAUGAGGAUUAGUGGUUUGGAUGAAUGCAUUAUUGCUCGAACUAGAUCUGGUUAUGGAUUUUUCCUUUUUGGAUACGAUUAUUUUAAUGGAACAAGUAUUUAUAUUUCAACAGAAACUCAUGACACCAUCAAUGAACAUUUGCAAAAUCCACAUGCUUCGAGUAAUGAUCCUGUAUCUUUUUCAAAUAUGAACUUGUUACAAAAUUGUUUUCUUUAUGUUUUCAAUGGAAAAGGAAAUGCACCGACCUUGAGAGGAGAACAAUAUCUAGAAGAUCAUGUGCUGUCAAAAUGUAUUCCCACUCACACUCCAUUGAAUCUAUCCCCAAAAUCUGCAAUUCCUCUUCUUUGCUAUAUUCUGACCUGUAUUACUGCUAAAUUAGACUGUUUCAGUGGUUACAAGAAGGAAUUUACACAUGCCUAUCCAGACAUUGCCAAUAAUACAUUCAUGUAUUAUCAAAAGUAUGUGGUAUAUAGAGAGCGUGUACGUAGCCGAAUACCACUCUUGAGGCAAAGUAUUUUAUCCACACCAUGCACUUUGGAUGUCAAUAUUUGUAGGACAGUCAAUCAAAUGAUUGAAGGAAAAACAAGUGUAACCGUACCUGCAAAUCGCAACACCAGAAAGGACUAUUGGCGCUGCUUACAAUCCAAAGUCAUAUCCCCAAAACAACAACAAACCUUUUUCCCAGACUUAUUCCAACACCGUAACAAUAAUAAUGGAGUCGUUUCCGAAGUGAAUGCAGAUGUCAUUCGAAACGAAAUUCUCUCCUACCGAAAAGCUUUUAAACGCCUCGAAAAUGAAAACGAACUUUUGGAACACUUGUUCCGUUACAAAGCCAAUAAAUUCUUGUAG
Messenger RNA from Naegleria lovaniensis, 1326 nucleotides. RefSeq lists its product as uncharacterized. NCBI's taxonomy places the organism in Eukaryota, Heterolobosea, Eutetramitea, Acrasida, Naegleriidae. Gene Ontology annotation, molecular function: protein binding. The transcript has a single exon. The coding region runs from base 1 to 1326 and encodes 441 amino acids. The record is from RefSeq and is a predicted model, not a curated record.